Molecule: messenger RNA, 1653 nt
Organism: Daucus carota subsp. sativus
Lineage: Eukaryota; Viridiplantae; Streptophyta; Magnoliopsida; Apiales; Apiaceae
Product: omega-hydroxypalmitate O-feruloyl transferase
Exons: 2
Coding region: 129-1427 (432 amino acids)
Molecular function (GO): acyltransferase activity, transferring groups other than amino-acyl groups
Source: RefSeq, a predicted model, not a curated record
UGAUAUCUUCUAACCCAUGCAUUCCUAUAUAAGCUGCUGCAAACUCUUUCAUUAGUAUAUCACUCUUGUUUACUUUCAAUACUACACUCAAAGACAUUUGCUCAUUACAGGUUUGUAAGCAACUUCUCAUGGGAAACUUUGGCGUUGAUGAGUUUGAGCUAGUGGUCAAGCAAGGCGAGCCAACGCUGGUUCCUCCUGCUGAUGAUAUUGAGAAGGGUCUGUACUUUUUGUCCAACCUUGAUCAGAACAUUGCGGUGAUUGUACGUACUAUUUACUGCUUCAAGUCCGAGGAGAAAGGGAAUGAGAAUGCUGUGGAGGUGAUUAAGGAUGCCUUGGCAAAGGUUCUUGUUCAUUAUUACCCGCUUGCAGGGCGGUUAACAAUAAGCCCUGAGGGCAAGUUGAUUGUAAAUUGUAGUGGAGAAGGUGCUGUCUUUGUCGAGGCAGAGGCUAAUUGUGGUUUGGAAGAGAUUGGUGAUAAUACAAAGCCGGAUCCUGUCACUCUUGGGAAGUUGGUUUAUGAUGUUCCAGGGGCCAAAAACAUACUAGAGAUUCCUCCUCUUGUAGCCCAGGUUACAAAAUUCAAAUGUGGAGGAUUUGUUCUUGGAUUAUGCAUGAACCAUUGCAUGUUUGAUGGGCUUGGUGCUAUGGACUUCGUGAAUUCGUGGGGUGAAACUGCACGAGGCUUAUCCCUCAAAGUGCCUCCGUUUCUUGACAGAAGCAUACUCAAAGCUAGAGACGAACCAAAAAUUGAGUUUCCUCAUCAUGAAUUUGCACAAAUCGACGACAUCUCAAACACUGCUGAGCUCUACAAAGAAGAAAUGCUUUACAAGUCCUUCUGUUUCAGUCCUGAAAUGCUUGAUUAUCUGAAAAGGAAAGCACUAGAAGACGGAACACUCAAAAAGUGCACUACCUUUGAAGCACUCUCAGCAUUUGUCUGGAGAGCUAGAAGCCAGGCCCUGAAAUUAAAUCCUGAUCAACAAACAAAACUCCUCUUUGCUGUCGAUGGAAGGUCCAGAUUCAAUCCGCCUCUGCCACAAGGCUAUUUUGGCAAUGGCAUUGUGUUAACAAACUCCAUCUGUACUUCAGGAGAGCUCGUGGAGAAGCCGUUGUCAUUUGCAGUGAAGUUAGUCCAGGAAGCGGUGAAUUUGGUCACGGACAGUUACAUGAAAUCAGCAAUAGACUAUUUUGAAGUAACCAGAGAAAGGCCUUCUCUGGCUGCAACUCUUUUGAUCACUACUUGGUCCAGGCUAUCUUUCCACACCACGGAUUUCGGAUGGGGCGAGCCUAUUCUAUCAGUGCCUGUUGCAUUGCCGGAGAAAGAAGUGACCCUGUUUCUGUCACACGGAAAAGAACGUAAAAGCAUCAAUGUGCUUCUUGGUUUGCCUGCUUCUGCAAUGAAGAGUUUUGAAGAAUCAAUGAACAUUUAAAUGUUAUAAUGUUGGGAGAGAGUUGCUGCACGGUCUUUAUGUAUUAUAUAUUUUGUUACUGCAAUUUGUUUCAUGGACGAUUGAGCAUUUUAUGCUAUGUAAUUUUAAAGAAAAUGGUCUCAAUACUUAUAGUCUAUUUGGGAGUGCUGUUAAAAAAUGUUAGUACCGUUAGAAAAAGUGUUGAUAAAAAAAUUGUUGUUAUAGAAAUCAAAUAAUUAUUUGGUAA